AUUUUUAAUGUGUUUUGGUGUGUUUAUGUGUGUGCAGGUGGGAAGUAUGUACCCAGAGCCAUCCUGGUGGAUCUGGAACCGGGUACCAUGGACUCGGUCCGAUCAGGACCAUUUGGCCAAAUCUUCAGACCUGACAAUUUUGUCUUUGGUCAGAGUGGAGCUGGGAACAACUGGGCCAAAGGUCACUACACGGAGGGCGCGGAGCUGGUGGACUCGGUCCUGGACGUGGUCCGGAAGGAGGCGGAGAGCUGUGAGUGCCUGCAGGGCUUCCAGCUCACACACUCCCUGGGAGGAGGCACCGGCUCCGGCAUGGGGACCCUGCUGAUCAGCAAGAUCAGGGAGGAAUACCCCGACCGCAUCAUGAACACCUUCAGUGUGGUUCCCUCCCCUAAGGUGUCUGACACGGUGGUGGAGCCGUACAACGCCACCCUGUCCGUCCACCAGCUGGUGGAAAACACUGACGAGACGUACUGCAUCGACAACGAAGCUCUGUACGACAUCUGCUUCCGCACGCUGAAGCUGACCACGCCCACCUACGGAGACCUGAACCACCUGGUGUCGGCCACCAUGAGCGGCGUCACCACCUGCCUGCGCUUCCCCGGCCAGCUCAACGCCGACCUCCGGAAGCUGGCCGUCAACAUGGUGCCCUUCCCCCGCCUGCACUUCUUCAUGCCGGGCUUCGCCCCGCUGACGAGCCGCGGCAGCCAGCAGUACCGCGCCCUCACCGUGCCCGAGCUCACCCAGCAGGUGUUCGACGCCAAGAACAUGAUGGCGGCGUGCGACCCGCGCCACGGCCGCUACCUGACGGUGGCCGCCGUCUUCCGCGGCCGCAUGUCCAUGAAAGAGGUGGACGAGCAGAUGCUGAACGUGCAGAACAAGAACAGCAGCUACUUCGUGGAGUGGAUCCCCAACAACGUGAAGACGGCCGUCUGCGACAUCCCGCCGCGCGGCCUCAAGAUGGCCGUCACCUUCAUCGGCAACAGCACGGCCAUCCAGGAGCUGUUCAAGCGCAUCUCGGAGCAGUUCACCGCCAUGUUCCGCCGCAAGGCCUUCCUGCACUGGUACACGGGCGAAGGAAUGGACGAGAUGGAGUUCACCGAGGCCGAGAGCAACAUGAACGACCUGGUGUCCGAGUACCAGCAGUACCAGGACGCCACGGCCGAGGAGGAGGGCGAGUUCGAGGAGGAGGCCGAGGAGGACGCCUGACGGAAAAACGCAGGGAGGAGAUUAAAGGAAAGGUUGAUAAUGAAAGAUAUGUU
Messenger RNA from Poecilia latipinna (sailfin molly), 1259 nucleotides. RefSeq names its product tubulin beta chain. Gene Ontology annotation, molecular function: GTPase activity; structural constituent of cytoskeleton; GTP binding. The record is from RefSeq and is a predicted model, not a curated record. Gene Ontology annotation, biological process: microtubule-based process. Gene Ontology annotation, cellular component: microtubule. Bases 88 to 1206 code for a protein of 372 amino acids. The transcript is spliced from 3 exons. NCBI's taxonomy places the organism in Eukaryota, Metazoa, Chordata, Actinopteri, Cyprinodontiformes, Poeciliidae.